Echinops telfairi (small Madagascar hedgehog) is the source of this 1113-nucleotide messenger RNA. Its product is annotated as solute carrier family 23 member 2. Lineage: Eukaryota; Metazoa; Chordata; Mammalia; Afrosoricida; Tenrecidae. Gene Ontology annotation, molecular function: transmembrane transporter activity. Gene Ontology annotation, cellular component: membrane. The transcript is spliced from 2 exons. The record is from RefSeq and is a predicted model, not a curated record. Gene Ontology annotation, biological process: transmembrane transport; L-ascorbic acid metabolic process. Bases 1 to 1113 code for a protein of 370 amino acids.
AUGGCCCUGCAAUACCCUGAAUACCUGCAGUACUUCAAAUGCCAAGUGGAAAAUGGAGUGUGGGAAAUUGAGGACCAGGAAGAGAAUCUUUUCAAAAUGUUCCCCAUAGUCCUGGCCAUCCUUGUGGCCUGGCUGCUCUGCUUCAUCUUCACGGUGACAGAUGUCUUCCCUCCUGACAGCACCAAGUACAGCUUCUACGCACGCACAGAUGCCAGGCAAAGCGUGCUUCUGGUGGCCCCGUGGUUCAAGGUCCCAUACCCAUUCCAGUGGGGCCUGCCCACCGUCUCCGCCACAGGUGUCAUCGGCAUGCUCAGUGCAGUGGUGGCCAGCAUCAUCGAGUCCAUCGGCGACUACUACGCCUGUGCGCGCCUGUCCUGCGCCCCGCCGCCGCCCAUCCACGCCAUCAACAGGGGCAUUUUAGUGGAGGGAGUCUCUUGCGUGCUCCACGGCGUCUUUGGCACUGGAAAUGGGUCCACGUCAUCCAGCCCCAACAUCGGAGUGCUGGGGAUCACCAAGGUAGGCAGUCGCCUGGUGAUACAGUACGGAGCGGCCCUGAUGCUGGCCCUGGGCAUGGUGGGAAAGUUCAGCGCCCUCUUCGCGUCCCUUCCUGACCCUGUGCUGGGCGCCCUCUUCUGCACGCUCUUCGGGAUGAUCACAGCGGUUGGACUCUCCAACUUGCAAUUCAUCGAUUUAAAUUCUUCCCGGAACCUCUUUGUGCUCGGAUUCUCCAUCUUCUUUGAACUCGUCCUUCCAAGUUACCUCAGCCAGAACCCUCUCGUCACAGGGAUAACGGGGAUUGACCAGGUGCUGAACAUUCUGCUCACCACAGCGAUGUUCGUGGGAGGCUGCGUGGCUUUCAUUUUGGAUUACACCAUUCCAAGUACUCCAGAGGAACGAGGAAUCCGGAAGUGGAAGAAGGGCAUACGCAAAGGAAGCAAGACGCUCGAUGGCAUGGAGUCGUACGAUUUGCUUUUCAGCAUGAACAUUAUCAAAAAGUACCGAUGCUUCAGCUACUUGCCCAUCAACCCCACCUUCAUGGGCUACACCUGGAAAGGCCUCCGGAAGAGCGGGACCAGCCGGAAUCCGGGGGAAGACUCCCAGGCCACAGUAUAG